UGCAACUUGCAACCCCAAAAUAGGCCGACAGACCCAUUCACCAUGGCUGCUACGCUCCAGCCUCAGCCUCCGGUCAUCUCAACCACCCCAAGUUUCAUAGCUCCCAUUAACCAAACCAAACCCAUAGCCAAGGUCGACCCUUCCCCAACUGGGUCACUCAAACACUGCAAAACCAUUAACCAAGUGAAGCAACUUCACUGCCAAAUCACUAAAAACGGCCUCAGUCAUAGACCCUCUACUGUCACCAAGCUCGUGACCACCUACGCCGAAAUGGGCACCUCUGAAAGCUUGGACUAUGCCCGAAAAGCCUUCGACUUGUUCCUUGAACGGCAAGAAACAAAGGGUCUGGUGUUCAUGUACAACUCAUUAAUAAGGGCUUACUCUAGUGCUGGGCUUAGCGACGAGGCUAUUGAGCUCUACGUUCAGAUGGUGCUUCAGGGUGUUUCUCCGGAUAAGUUCACUUUUCCGUUUGCGUUGAGUGCGUGCUCGAAGCUUGUGGGGUUCAGUGAAGGCGUUCAGCUCCAUGGGUCGAUUGUGAAGAUGGGUUUGGAGAGAGAUGUCUACAUUGGGAACUCUUUGGUGCAUUUCUAUGCGGAAUGUGGGGAGUUGGGUUAUGCCCGGAAAGUGUUUGAUAAAAUGCUUGAGAGAAAUACCGUGUCUUGGACGAGUUUGAUUUGUGGCUAUGGGAGGAAGUGUAUGCCGAAGGAGGCUGUUUCUUUGUUCUUUGAGAUGGUGGGGGCCGGUGUUGAGCCCAAUUCGGUGACUAUGGUGUGUGUCAUUUCGGCUUGCGCAAAGUUGAGGGAUGUUGAGCUGAGCGAGAGAGUGUGUGAUUACAUUGGGGAGUCUGGAAUGGAGAGUAAUAUGCUUAUGGUGAAUUCACUUGUUGAUAUGUAUAUGAAAUGUGGGAAUACUAGAGCUGCAAAGAGUCUUUUUGACCAAUGUGUGGAUAAGAACUUGGUGCUUUAUAAUACAGUUUUGUCGAAUUAUGUGCGCCAGGGACUGGCAACUGAAGCAGUUUCUGUAUUGGGUGAAAUGCUGCAACGGGGACCAAGACCUGAUAGGGUCACCAUGUUAUCUGCGAUUUCAGCUUGCGCACAACUAAAUGAUUUUCUCUCUGGAAAGUGUUGCCAUGGUUAUGUUUUGAGGAAUGGACUGGAAGGUUGGGAUACCAUUUGUAAUGCCAUGAUUGAUAUGUACAUGAAGUGCGGCCAACAAGGAAUGGCCUGCAGAAUUUUCGACAAUAUGUCAAAUAAGACUGUCGUAUCAAGGAACUCGUUGAUAUCUGGUUUCAUAAGAUGUGGUGAUUUGAAGUCAGCCUGGGAAAUGUUCAAGGAGAUGCCAGGGAGUGAUCUUGUCUCUUGGAACACUAUGAUUGGUGCUUUGGUCCAAGAGAGCAAGUUUGAGGAAGCAAUUGAACUUUUCCGGAUGAUGCAGACUGAAGGAAUAAAAGGAGAUAGGGUGACCAUGGUGGAGGUUGCUUCUGCCUGCGGAUAUCUGGGAGCUCUUGAUCUUGCAAAGUGGACUCAUGCUUAUAUAGAAAAAAAUGCAAUUGAAUGCGAUAUGCGGCUCAGAACAGCCUUAGUUGACAUGUUUGCUAAAUGUGGAGACCCUCAAAGUGCGAUAAAGGUGUUCAAUACUAUGGCAAGAAGAGAUGUUUCUGCUUGGACUGCUGCCAUUGGAGCAAUGGCCAUGGAAGGAAAUGGGGAACGGGCUCUUCAGCUUUUCAAUGACAUGGUUAAGCAGGGGGUGAAACCAGAUGAAGUAGUCUUUGCAGCAGUACUAACGGUGUGCAGCCAUGUUGGCCUUUUGGAACAAGGGCGCAACAUUUUUAUGUCAAUGCAGCCGGUCCAUGGCAUUUCCCCUAAUAUCGUUCAUUAUGGUUGCAUGGUCGAUCUACUAGGCCGAGCCGGGCUUUUAGAAGAAGCUGCUAAUCUGAUAGAGUGCAUGCCAAUGGAACCUAAUGAUGUCAUUUGGAGUACUCUAUUGGCUGCGUGUCGUACCCACAGAAACGUUGAAAUGGCAGCAUAUGCAGCUGAACAGAUAUCAAAAUUGACCACUCAAAGAACUGGUAGUCAUGUGCUUCUGUCAAACAUAUAUGCAUCAGCUGGGAAAUGGGCUGAUGUUGCAAAAGUGAGGCUACAACUGAAAGAGAAAGGGAUUCAAAAGGUACCCGGAUGCAGUUCCAUCGAAAUAAAUGGAGUGAUCCAUGAGUUCAUCUCCGGGGGUGGUGAUACUGGAACACACAUAGAGAAGAGCCACAUUGAGCUGAUGUUGCAAGAAAUAAACAGCAGACUCAGAGAUGCUGGUCACGUUCCUGAUUUGGAGAAUGUCCUGCUCGAUGUUGAUGAAAAGGAGAAAGAGUACUUGCUCAGUCGACAUAGUGAGAAAAUGGCCAUAGCUUUUGGACUUAUAGGUACACAGCGAGGAGUGCCAAUUCGCGUGGUGAAGAAUCUGAGAAUGUGUUCUGAUUGUCACUCUUUUGCCAAACUAGUUUCAAGAAUAUACGAGAGGGAAAUUAUUGUUCGAGAUAACAACAGGUUCCACUUCUUUAAUCACGGGGUUUGCUCUUGCAGUGAUUACUGGUAAUAGAAUUAUAACUUUGAAGAGAACUCUCCCCCAAGUAUUCUUCUUCUUUAUUCUGCACUCUCAUUAUCUAGUGCCUUUGAUCCGCGCUGCCAGCAUAGUACUGUCACAAUCCAAGAGUGCUCCCGUUAUCGUUGAGCCGUACUUCAGGGGCAAUAUGCACAAGCUAAUCUCCUACGUUGCCAUUGCCCAAACUCAUUGACUACUCGGACGAUAAUAACAAGUGUUGUAUACUGUUGUACAUUAUUAUAUCAAUUCAGCCCUAGAGCACGAAGCUGGAAUGCCACUGCUACCUAGUAUAGCAUUAAAUUAAAAGGAUGUUCACUCACUGUUCCCGGUACACUUCAGAGUUCUGACAAGAAUGCCAUGCAUUUAGUUGUCAUAUUUCAGAGUUGGAUAAAUUUGAAGCUGAAACUUGAAAACAGUCUUAAGAGUUCAAGCUUCAAACUUUGAGAGAGAAUCAAAAUUCUACUAUUUUUACAGGUUAUGUUUUUCUUCUUCUUUUUCCCUCAGAUUCUACAUGUAUAUAUUCUUAUCGGGCUAUGGUUGAGAUUUAUUGUUUUUGCUAAGAUUUCAAUUCAUAAUGGUUGGUCACAUUUGGAACUGCAUUAAGUCAGUAGCUAAUCAUCAUAUAUGGGUGGCAUUGAUCUGGGUUUACCGGUACUGGCAGCUUAAGAAAGAGGAGCAAGUACCUCUUUUACACUGCGAUAAAACAUUUUUGUUAAUAACUGGCUCUGUGAUUUGAUGGCAAUUUUGUUACGCUUGAAAAGUCUGGCUGCCUGUAUUCCAUUGCUUGUACAUACAUACUCAAGUAGCAUGAGGC
This is a messenger RNA of Argentina anserina (silverweed cinquefoil), 3406 nucleotides long. RefSeq names its product pentatricopeptide repeat-containing protein At3g22690. Gene Ontology annotation, molecular function: zinc ion binding; protein binding. The transcript has a single exon. The record is from RefSeq and is a predicted model, not a curated record. Lineage: Eukaryota; Viridiplantae; Streptophyta; Magnoliopsida; Rosales; Rosaceae. Bases 43 to 2586 code for a protein of 847 amino acids.